Messenger RNA from Danio rerio (zebrafish), 9614 nucleotides. The record is from RefSeq and is a predicted model, not a curated record. Lineage: Eukaryota; Metazoa; Chordata; Actinopteri; Cypriniformes; Danionidae.
GUGAGAUCUCACACGCCAGAACGCAGUUGGAGUCUUCAUUGCCCACUGCAACAAAAAUAUCCCGUGGCAUCGGAACACAUGACCCAGGAAUCGUUUUUUGAAGACAUGAGGCUUGUUUAUUACAACCACAAGCACCACAACUACCCUACUACUGUAUGUCGUUGUUCAAACAGAAAAGGGGAAGGGCAUAACUGGCCGGUGUUUCGCCCACACUACUAGGAAAACGAAACUCAUAAAAACGCCCGUGGGUAGUGAGAAUGCAAGAGAUUUACAUUAGGUUUUCGCUGUGUACACUUCAUGGACUUAGUUUAGCGUGCAUGUGACCUCCCGCCUCCCUCCUCGAAGAUGCAAAGGUUAAGUUGACAGCAGUACGUGCCAGCUGAACAAGACGUUGUGCGUUAUGUCUUGAAUCCGUAGAAAUGUCGACAUCACACUCGAGAGAUGCUCAGCUGCAGCAGUUCAUGCAGAUGUAUGAGCUGAGAGCUGUUUGUAAUGGCUGUACUGAAAAACACUCUCACAUUUCCUACACCAUCAUUGCAACACCUCACCGUUGCUCUCAUGAUGUCCUGCUAGCCAGAGCAAAGGUCAGAGGUUCCAGAUGGAGCCGUGUGUUCCAGCGGCCCACUCACCCACGACCGCAACGAUACGAGGUUUGCUGGUAUUUUCAGGAGGAUGUGGGGUGCCGUAUACAUCGAGACAGAUGCACGUUUGCCAGCAGUCCAGAAGAGGCUGCGGUGUGGAACUUGCAAAAACACACAAAUCUUGAUCACAGAACAAUAAUUCAUCUGAUUACUCAGAGAAAGCGACGGGCUGAGAGCAAGAAAGAAGCUCAGCCGAGUUUUCAGGAGCUUUCUUCAUACCAGGAAAAACUUCUGGAAGAAUACAGAAGCAGCAGCAACGAGAUUCUUGUUAUCUCUGAGCAUGUAGAUGAUGUGCGUGUUACACACGAUGAGAAUCUCAGUAUGGACUGUUUACAAGAGGACAAUGAAAUCAGAUGGAAAUUCACAAUCACCACUGAGAGAUCCUUGGCUCACGUAGCUCUACUAAAAGUGGAAAAUGGUGCUGUUUUCUCUUUGAGUGAUAGUUUAAGAAACACCAUCCCCCCAAUCACACACAUAGCAGGCCACGAGCUUCGUUCCUCUCAGUCCACCUACCAGCUGAGUGUGUCUUUCCUGUCUUUCCACCCUGGUGUGUACGAACAAUGGCUGGUGUUUGAUUUUGACAUGCGACCAGUUCUGCUCAGGAAACUGAAGGUGAGGGUUGGACAGCAGUUCCUUGUCCAGCCUGAAGAGGCAGAAGAGAGUGAAUGUGCUGAGAUUCUUUCCAAUGAGCGCUGGAACAGGGGAAACAGGGUUAUCGUGCCCUUCUUCGCCAGAAAGGAGGAGGACGAGCAGUUGCUCAGUAAAUACAAACCACCUCAACUGAACCUGCAGUUCAAUCCACAUGCAGAUCAUAGUUUGCCACUUCAUCGGGAAAACUACAGAGAGAGGGCUCACCACUUCCUGUUCAGGGAGGAAAUUGCAGAGGAGGAGCUCAUUAGCAGGUUAAAUGUUUGUGGGACUGUGUCUCUCUCUAACCAUUUGAGUGAUGCCAUGUCACUGUUUUACGCUGCUCCAGGAAAGCUCUUUGCCAAUCUAAAGGUGUCCUGCUCACUCACACCGGACUCUCCUGAAGGGGUAGUACUUAAACGAGGGGUGCAGAUGGCUCUGGUGAACUGCAAAUCAACAAAGGCUAGCAUGUCAGCAGAGCACAGAAACCAUGUGUAUGAAGCAUUUGUGAUGAAAGAGACUGUUGGUGAGGGUCACCUUAGUCUCGAGCUCUCUACACAGUGUGUGUCUGAACUAGAGCUGCGAAAAGAAACCACAUGUGAAAUGGAGGUUCAGUUUCAGUUGAAUAGACUGUCAUUCUGUCAGAUACACCAAGCUAUCGACCGCCUACCAGACUUGCACAAUGUUCUGCCUGACUUCAGCAACUGUUGUGUCCCCGUGAAUUUAACCAAACAGUCCCAAUUGAACAACAAACAGCAAAUUGCACUAAACUUCAUUCUUGGAAAGUGUGAGGACGACAAAGUUGCUGCUCCAUUGCUCAUAUAUGGACCGUUUGGCACUGGGAAAACACUCUGUCUGGCCUCGGCAGCCAAAGAGCUGGCCCAUCGUUCUCAAAACAAAGUGCUCAUCUGUACAUAUACUAACAGCUCUGCAGAUUUAUACGUAAGAGAGCACUUCCAUCCAUACAUAAUUAAUGGACACCCAACUCUCAAACUACUCAGGAUAAAGGCAAACAAGGGAGGGUCCGCUAUCAUAGCAACUGAUGACAUCACUCGAAAAUACUGUCUCUGCUCUCGAGAUGGACAGUCGUUCAUCCUCCCAGCACGCUCUGACCUAGAGUCGCAUCGCAUCAUUAUAACCACCACAUCAAUAGCCCGACAUCUCCAUGAGCUGAAACUUCCCAAAGGUUUCUUCACUCAUAUCUUGAUUGAUGAGGCAUCUCAAAUGCUGGAAGGUGAAGCUCUAAUGGCUCUGGGCUUAGCAGACAAACACACUCGAGUGGUUUUAGCAGGAGACCACAUGCAGAUGGCUCCAAAACUUUUCUCUGUAACCGAUGACAAGAGAUCAGAACACACCCUGCUCAAUCGCCUCUUCCACUACUAUCAGGAUCAGAGCAUCAACAUCGCCAAGAAAAGCAGAAUAAUCUUUAACGAGAACUACCGCUCGACCACAGAAAUUGUGGAUUUUGUAUCCACUUACUUCUAUGUGAGUGAUGGGAUCAAGGCCAGAGGAGAUGUGCAUCCACACCCGAGGCUAAAACCCUUGAUUUUUCAUCAUGUCAGAGGAGAAUGCCAUCUGAGUUCCACCAUCACAUCCACAUCAUGGUUAAAUUAUGCUGAGGUCAACAGUGUGGUAAACAUGGUACAAGUGCUUCUGACUGACUGGCCAAUGGAAUGGGGUGAUAAAGACCCAAAGCAGAUUUGUGUUCUAAGUGAAGGCCAACAGGUUGCUGCCAUCAGAAUACAUCUCCGCAGGAAAGGAUUUUAUGGAGUGUCGGUUCAGAAUUUAGCAAACAUUCAAGGAAAACAGUUCAGGGUCAUCAUAAUAACAACAGUCCACACAAGAGACAAACUUCUUCAGUUAGACUCAAGCUGCCCAGAGUUCUUUGAUGAUAUCCGUGCGCUAAACACCGCCUUGACCAGAGCCCAGUCGCUAGUGGUUGUAAUUGGAGAUGCUGGUGCUCUUUGUUGCUUUGGAAAGUGUUCAAAAGUCUGGAGGGCCUACAUAGAACACUGCAUCAGUAAGGGCAGCAUUAAACCAGAUCAUUUCACCAGAGAUGUCCUACAGCGAGAAGUGUUGGAAAUUUCAAAGUUUCAAAAGACAGAAAAUGUUGAAAAGAUUGAGACUGUUGUAAACCUCCAGGCUGAAACUGAUGCUAUAUUGAAAGAGAUGGAGAACUAUGAUUCUGAUGCACAGAAGUCUGAUGAUGACAAUGAACAAAAGAGGCGGAUAUUCACUUCCGCUGAAAAAGAAAACCUUUUGGAGAUGGUCAGGAAUCAGCCUGCUCUCUACAAACGUGGAGAAUUGGUGAUGGAAGGAUAUCAGUCAGGUUAUAUAAUACCAUAUGACAACCCAUCUGAACGCAUUGAUAUUAAAGGGAGGAAAAACAUUGGCAUGUCUUUCCCUGGUGAUGAAGUUGUGGUUGAGAUUAGACGACAUGAUGAAGGGCAUCUCACUGGAAGAGUUUUAGGGCUCACAAAUAGAUCACCAACAUCCUCUGAAUGUGUGUGUUCAUUAGAAGAUGAAAAUUACAAUAGAAAAAAACUGAAUCCUGACCAAAACCUGGUGCCAAAAAUGAUGAUACCCCUCGACCACACAACCACCAAAAUACGCAUUUUGGUAAAGAAAGAGGCUCGCAAAUUAAUUCCUCUGUGGAAAUGUGUCAGUGGCAAUUGGACAAUAACAGGAAGAGUUCCUAUUAAUGAACAAACAAAACAGAACUAUGUUUUUGUCGUGCAGAUAUUGGGCUGGAAAGAACACUGUUCCUUUCCACUUGGUAGAGUUACAGAUAUUCUACCAGUUGGGACAUCUUUAGAGGAGGGUCUUAAGAUUUUAAAAUCAGAAUUCAAACUAAUGUCUCCUCCUCUGAUGCAAGAGAACACGCUUUUAGAAAUCAGAAUUGAUGACAAGAGAAGAAAGGAUUUUACAGGUUUAAAAACCUUUACUGUUGAUCCACCUAACGCUGAAGUCUUAGAUGAUGCCAUCAGCAUCAAUGAUCUUGGAAGCUGCUAUGAAAUAGGAGUUCAUGUUGCAGAUGUAGCUAGUUUUGUGUCUAAGGACAGUUCCAUUGAUGCAUUCGCAAAGGAUAUGGGAGCAACCUUUUAUGCACCUGGAAAAGAACCAGCAUUUAUGUUCCCCAAACAUCUCUCCACCACCUGUUGGAGUCUUCUCCCAGGCAAAGAUCGGAAAGCAAUUUCUUUAAUUGUUGAAGUGGAAAAGCAGUCAGGGGUCAUCACAAAAAAGACCUUUGAUCUCUCUAUGGUCAAAUCUAAAAGGCAGCUGACCUACAAUGAGGCUGAGGAUAUAAUAUGUCAGUGUGAUGGUGAACUAAGAUUUGAUACAUUGGAGGACUGUGUCCGAGUGGCUUACCAUUUUGCCAGAAGCCAGCGCAAAACACGACUUAAAGAAGACUGGAGCUAUGCCCAGCUUAAUAAACACCAGAAGCCAGGGGAGAGAGAAGCACAUCGAAUGAUUGAAGAGUUAAACAUCAUGUUUAACCAUGAAGUGUCAAAAUUUCUGUCAGAGUACACAGACACCAAAUCCUGCACUCCUCUGAGGUGCCAGGAUUCUCCUAAUGCAGAAGCUUUAGAGAAGAUUAGUAAUCAACACAUGGAACUCAUUCCUUUUUCAUCCCACCUGACAUUUCAUUUAGAGAGACAGCGAAUGGACCUGAAUAAUGCAGUUACCUUCACUGUGUAUUCUUUAGGGUCUAGAUAUGUUCACCCAAACAAUAAUCCUAACCCUGAAGCUAACUCCAGCCCUUUAUCAAGCCAACUACGAGAUGCCAUCUCUGUCAGCGAGUCUGAAUUUCAUUUUGAAAUUGGAAUUCACAAGGCAGAUUUUUUAAACUAUGUGUCUGAGGACAAUAUUCAGAACUUGGGAGCACAAUCAGACAUGUGGAAUUUGGCACCAGGCAAAAAACGCUGUGCCAUCUCUUUGAUGCUGAAAGUAGAAAAGAGAAAUGGGAAACUAGUAGAGGAAAAGAUGGUGCUUUCCCGCAUUAGGUCAUGCAAGGCAUUGUCCUACAGUGAGGCUGACAGCAUCAUCAACCAACUUGGAGAAAAAGAGAUGAAAUUUGGCACUCUGGAAGACUGCAUCCUUGUGGUUUGUCGUUUUGCACUUGAUCACAGGACAAAGAGGCUCUCUAGACAGGUGAACAGUUCCAAUCCCUCUGAUCUUGCAUCAUCUGAAGACAGCAAGUGCAGGUUAAUGAUGGAGGAGCUGAAACUGAUGUUUAAAAGAGCUAGUGAUCAAAUUAUUAAUCAACAAACCCAAUUUCCAAACACCUCUCCUGGACUGGUGAAUAGACUUAAGAAAUACAAUGAGAAGUUUGAGUCUCUCCAAGUACUAGAGAAAUGUCUGGAUCCAAACAACGGGCAGAACUGUGGAAGUUUCAUCAUUCUGACAUCUGUGUGGAAAAAGAUCAAAUCAGCAGCUUUGACAUGUGAUUUCUACAAAAUGGCUGACCUCAUUUCUACAGAUGACAUUCAUCCUCAAUUGGUUCCGGCAAUUGUUCAAUUAAGUGCCAGCAUCAACAAAGCCUUCUUCAUUCGUUCUCUCUCCUGCAGAGAAGCUUUAGUUGGGCACUAUUCAUUACAUCUAGACUCUUACACACAUGCAUCUUCACCCAUUCGGCGGUACAUUGAUGUGGUUCUUCAGAGGCUCAUGCAUGCAGUUCUCGGUAAUCGUCCUGUAGAGUACUCUCAGACAGACAUUGAUCUGCUGUGUGAAAAGUGUAAAAGAGGAGAAAAGAGGGCACAGGAGUAUGAGAGCAAAGUUGAGGCACUUCAAAUAGCAGUCAAUCUACAGAAACAAAGCACAUACAAAGUGGCUUUUGUCACCGUUGUUAAACGGGACAGUGAAAGCUUUAAACUGUCAUUUCCAUUUGACAAAGGAACUUUCCCGGAAAAGCUUCCUGUUCAGUACAGAAAUUUACAGCUUGAAGAUCAACCACUAUUUAUCAAAAAGCCAAAACAUGUGAAGCUAACGUGGAAAAAGCGUAUAUACGGAUUGAGCAUGACCCAGAGCCCCCUCCAGAACAUGAAAAUCUCUUCAGAGAUUCAGCAGAGCACUUGGCAAGCUAUUGUUGAGGCUGUGAGAGACGAAAAGUGGGAUGAGGCAAAGUCUCUCGUAUUGGCAGCACAUGUGAAAGAUAACAGCAGGAACAGUGAAUUGUCUGAUACAUCUCGAUGGGAUCCUGAUCGCACAUUUACUUCUGAAGAGGAUCAUUACACUGACUUCCAAAUUAAUCUGAAAGUUGGAGACACUGUCCAGGUACAGCUGACCUCAGAAAGGGACAGAGGCUACUGGGCACCAACUGUACAGUUAUUUAGAUUGAGUUCAAGUUUUGAGAUAUGUGUGGAGCACACUGACAAUCCUAUCAAGUGCUUUUCCAGAAUUGCAGACCAUCCAUCCAAAGGUUCCUACAGUAAUGUAGAGGAAUAUGUGCAGAUAUGGAGGCCCCUCUGUGAAAUGGAGUCUGCUGCAACGGCUGUGGAUGAUAGUGAUUGUGUUGUGAUAGAAAAUGUGGCAAUAACUUGGGACGAUUCCAGACUCUCUGGAAACUUCUCUCUACCUGAAGAGAAUAUCAAGAAAUGGGCAAUUGAAUUUGACCUAGGCAGGUGUCUGCUCUGUAUCCGAAAGAGAGAUCUAGAGCAGAACCAAGCAGAACAGUCAGAGCUGGAUCCAAAAUAUUUUACUUGGGUGGCCCAUGCUGUGACAACACUGUGUUCGGAUUCUCCAGAGAACAGUGGGAAUAAGUUUAAAAUCAUUAACUUUAAUGUAAAAUAUGCAUCCAUGAAAAUCCCAAAAUUUAAAAGGAAUGAGACAUUCACUGUGGAGAUUAUCCCAAAACUUCUUCCAGACAUACGGAAGGAAAGUGCAGUGAAUAAUCUAAAAGGAGCGAAUGAACUUGUUCAGAACAUUGCACUAAAACACCGGAUCGUGAACCAAAGCUCAAAUCAAGAUGUACCGCUAUAUUUGCUCAUGAGAGAGGAAGCACCAGCAGGUCUGCCUCAGCUGAAUGAAAGUCAGUUUAAAGCUUUGGAAAAAGCUCUGAAUGGCAAAUUCACCAUCAUUCAAGGACCACCAGGAACAGGAAAGACUGUUGUAGGAGCAUAUAUCGUGUACUGGUUCUCUCAGCUGAACUCUAGGAAUCUUUGGAGGCUGAAGGACCCGACAGACAAAGACAAGAGAGAGGUUAUUCUGUACUGUGGGCCCUCAAACAAGUCUGUAGAUGUAGUUGCAGAAUACUUGCUCAAGUUUGGAGAGAAGCUGAAGCUACUACGUGUGUAUAGUCGACAGAUGGAGAUGCAGGAGUAUCCCUACCCAGGCAGCAACCUCCAGUUAUCACACAAAUCACGCCAGGAGCGCUCUAAACCUGAGCUCAGAGCUAUAACACUUCAUCACAGGAUUCGAAUGGGACACAAUCCUUAUUCACAAAGAAUAACUGACUUUGAUGACAGAAUUAAGAGUGACCCUUACUCACUGACAGACACAGACAUAGAAGAAUAUAAGAAGCUGCUAAACGAUGCACGUUUGCAUGAACUGGAAAGGCAUGAUAUUAUUCUAUGUACCUGCACGGCUGCUGCCUCCCCAAAUCUCAAAAAGACGCUCAGUGCACGACAGAUCCUCAUCGAUGAGUGUGCAAUGGCAACAGAACCCCAGACGCUUGUCCCAUUGGUCAGCUUCAAACCUGAGAAGGUUGUGCUGUUGGGGGAUCACAAACAGCUGCGCCCGAUCGUGAAGAAUAACCAUGUGCGGAGAUUAGGCAUGACACGCUCUCUGUUUGAACGCUACAUGGACAGAGCAAUAAUGCUUGACACCCAGUACAGAAUGCAUGAAGAGAUCUGCAAAUUCCCAUCAGAGGCAUACUAUAACGAUAUGCUGAAAACUGUUGUGCGUGAACGGACAAGCGUGCUGAAUGCUGAAACUGAGGGAAGAAGACAAAGCAAGCGCAUUCUGUUUGGAGAUAUACGUGGAGAAGAAAUCGGUUUAGUUGUUUCAACUGCACGAGGAAACGAGAACUCAAAAGCUAACUUUGAUGAAGUUAAGAAAGCGGUUGAGAUUUGUAUUCAGCUGGUAACAGUGGGCCGUGUGAGACCAGAGGACAUUGCCAUUCUAUCACCCUAUAAUGCACAGGUGGCUCAGAUCAGAGAGAGACUGUCUGAUUUCGAAUUGAAGGGAUUCACUGUCACCACCAUUACAAAGAGCCAAGGUAGCGAAUGGCAGUAUGUGAUACUGUCAAUAGUUCGUUCCUGUCCCAGUGAUGAGAUUGAACCUAUGCCUUCAAGGGAAUGGCUCUCCAAACACAUUGGUUUUGUGGGCGAUGAAAACCAGAUAAAUGUGGGCAUCACAAGAGCACAAGUCGGCCUGUGCAUUCUGGGUAAUCAAGCAGUACUGAACUGCAGCCCAGCGUGGCAGAAACUACUGAAACAUUAUUCAGGUCAUGGCUGUGUGGUCACUGCAGACCAAAUAACAGUACACAGGGUCCGUUAAAUCAAGUUGGAUUUAUCUUGAAGCGUUUUACAAUCAGUGUGUAAAUAUAUAUUUUUUACAUUUGUAUUUUUAAUAAUCCCUUGCAAAUUUUUAUCAUUCCACCCCUAUUUUAAUGUAGGUACGAUUGGUUUAAUGAACAAACAUAUAUGAAAAUGUAGCCAUUAAUAUAAUUUUCAAUCAAUUUAAACUAUGGCAGCUUGAGAAAUGAAAUUGCAUAUAUUUUGCUACCUAUAUAGUUAUAUGUCGUAUAACUAUACAACGUUUUGUUGAUUGCUUGUUUUUAUUCUUACAUUUCCACAAAAUACAAAGCCACAAAUUGUCUGAAUUGUCUCUUUUUAAGGCAAUGUUUAAGCUGCAGACAAAUCUUUUAAGGCAAACUGACCACUAUUUUUACUUUUGUAAUAAUUUAGCUUUACUUACGUGACAAGGUGUUCAAAACUGAUGCAAGAAGUGCAUCACAUUUUUGAUGUUCCAUAUAGUCACAGCUGACUUCGCUCAGGCAUUUUUUUAAAAUACUGAUGUGUGUCCUGUUAAAAGUAAUGCAAAAAUGUAAAAUCAAAAAUGAGAAUUGACAUACAGUACAUCUAAAAAUUUUUUGUUAUUGUUUUACAAACAUUCACAAACCAAUCUGGAUAAAAGGUGGAUACGAAACAUAUUAUGGCAGUCUAAACAUAGCCUUAAUGUUGCACUGGCUGGUGCUGGUGCCUGAUAUGUCUUUUAUAAUAUACAUAGCAGCUAUUUUCUAAAGGUGCUAUAUGAAAUUCAUGUUGAAAUGAACUUUUAUUUAAUCAUCAACGAUUUGUAUUUGUGUGCAUUUAUAAAUAAAUAAAACAUUUGAGCUGCAAAAUA